AUGCACACUCCUCCCAGAGGCCUGGUGUACGCAAUUUACUACACGGCUCUUGCAGUGAUCGCGGUUCCAGUUAAUAUAGUGGCCAUUGUGAUCCUGUCCCGAGGAAAAUGUGGUCUUUCAAGAUGUAUCAGCCGGUACCUCGUGUCUAUGGCGGCGACGGAUCUUCUGGUAAUUCUCACCGCCGUGAUAUUAAACCGGAUUCCCGCUAUUUAUUUUCCCGGUAAUUUCCUCUUCAUCACUCCCGUGUGCAGUUUCAGCAUUGCCUUAAUUUACGCCGCUAGGGACAGUUCGGUUUGGUUAACGGUCACGUUCACGUUUGACCGAUAUGUAGCUAUCUGCUGGCAGAAACUCAAAGCAAAGUAUUGCACCCACAGAACCGCUGGCGUUGUUGUCUCUACCGUCUGUACUUUGGGCUGCGUGAUCAACAUUCCCUGGUACUUUUUGCACGAAUCUAUCUACGUCAUUGAUAACGUGCCCUGGUAUUGCAAACGGGCGGGUAUCCUUUCUUCUUUUCUGCUAUGGAAAAUAUUUGAUUGGACGGAUCGCGCUCUGGCCCCUUGCCUCCCGUUCCUGCUUAUUCUGACGCUCAACGCGCUCACGGUCAGGCACAUUCUGGCAGCCAGUCGGGCCCGUAGGAGACUCUGCAGUUGCGCCAUAGGAGACAGACAGAGGGACCCGGAGAUGGAGAGCCGCAGGAAGUCGAUCGUCCUGCUCUUUGCAAUCUCCAGUUGUUUCAUCCUUCUGUGGAUGCCGUAUGUUGUCCACUUCUUGCUCGUGCGAUUUCAAAUUGGUCAUGCAAUUAAUGGCUACAGCGACCCUAGAUUUAUCCUGAUGGAAAGUGCCAACAUGUUUCAGAUGCUGAGCUGCUGCACAAACACGUUUAUCUACGCAGUGACUCAAAACAAAUUCCGGGAGGAACUGAAGCUUCUCGUGAAAUUUCCGCUGAACGCUUCACACUCAACAGCUCCGUUACGGAAGGAACAGAUUCCUGCAAAAAAAUCAGCAAGUCGUUCCGUUUAG
Messenger RNA from Mobula hypostoma (lesser devil ray), 1020 nucleotides. Its product is annotated as probable G-protein coupled receptor 139. Gene Ontology annotation, molecular function: G protein-coupled receptor activity. Gene Ontology annotation, cellular component: plasma membrane. Gene Ontology annotation, biological process: phospholipase C-activating G protein-coupled receptor signaling pathway. Lineage: Eukaryota; Metazoa; Chordata; Chondrichthyes; Myliobatiformes; Myliobatidae. The coding region runs from base 1 to 1020 and encodes 339 amino acids. The transcript is spliced from 2 exons. The record is from RefSeq and is a predicted model, not a curated record.